Histoplasma mississippiense is the source of this 402-nucleotide messenger RNA. RefSeq lists its product as hypothetical. The transcript has a single exon. The record is from RefSeq and is a predicted model, not a curated record. Lineage: Eukaryota; Fungi; Ascomycota; Eurotiomycetes; Onygenales; Ajellomycetaceae. The coding region runs from base 1 to 402 and encodes 133 amino acids.
AUGGGGUGUUGGCUGGUUGUGUUGGCGUGCAAGUUCUGGAAUCGGUAUAUCAGCCAUCGGCUCGGCGGUUCCUCUGAAGCAUCCCUUCUCACCGGUGGUUAUGAGCCAGUUGACGGUGCGGACAAUGAUCUUGCCGAAUCCGACGAUGAAUUAGACCCCACCUCUCCUUUAAAUGGAAGUCCGCGGGCUUCGACUACAAAGCGCUCUAAAGAACAUGAUGGUAGAAUAAAAUUGAAAGGCUGGAAGGUAUUCAUGCUGGCUGCACCAGCAUGCUGUGAUAUCACUGGUACUACGCUUAUGAAUGUCGGAAUUGAUAUUUGUCGUUGCAAGCAUAUAUCAGAUGACGCGAGGUGCACUGGUGCUCUUCGUCGGGCCUUUUCAGCGGAAUUUUUUUCUUCCUAG